CGACGUUUUCCAUCGUCGUUCUCGUACGCCGGCAUCCCACCGAUGCGUGACGUCGAACACUCCAUUCAGCUCGUGCCUGAAUAUCGUGUUCACCACCAGGCACCCUACAGACUCUCGAUCCCCGAGGCCACCGAACUCAAGCGUCAGCUUGAGGAGCUCCUGAGACUGGGUUUCAUUAAACUCAGCAACUCCCCGUGGGGUGCACCCGUCCUCUUUGCUCGCAAAGCGGAUGGAACUCUUCGUCUCUGCAUCGACUACCGCGGCCUUAACCGCUACACGGUUAAGAACAGCUACCCCAUGCCUCGUUCCGAUGAGCUGGUUGACCGCCUAGCAGGCAACCGCUUCUUUACGAAGAUUGAUCUUUGUAGCGGUUACCAUCAGAUCCGCGUUGCUGCAACCGACCAGCCGAGAACCGCGUUCCGCUCGCAAUUCGGCCACUACGAGUUUACGGUGAUGCCAUUCGGCCUCACCAUUGUCUAUUUUCAGAUUGAUUCCUCACUUGCACAUUUUGGAAUCCGCGUCGCUGCAGCCGACCAGCCGAAGACAGCGUUCCGAUCGCGCUUCGGCCACUACGAGUUUACGGUGAUGCCAUUCGGCCUCACCAAUGCACCCACCACCUUCCAAAGGGCGAUGAACGACAUCUUCAGGGACAUCCUGGAGCAGUACGUUCUCGUCUACCUCGACGAAUUCCUGGUCUACAGUCGUACCCUUGAGAAGCACCUCAGACACCUCCGCGACGUCCUUGACCGCUUGCGCAGACAUGGCUUCUACGCCAAUCUGAGCAAGUGCUGCUUUGCCCAGCACAAAGUGGAUUUCUUAGGACACUACGUGUCUGACCAGGGUCUCCAAAUGGACGACGUGAAGAUCACUGCUAUUGCGGAGUGGCCCGCCCCCACAUCCGCCAAGCAGCUUCGCAGCUUCCUAGGCCUGAUCAGCUACUAUAGUAACUUCAUCCGGGGAUACGCUAGGUAUUCCUACGUCCUUACCUCCACCCUCCUCCGGAAGAACCCACCCUGGGCUUGGACACCCCUCCACGAGGACGCCUUCCGCGCCCUCAAGAAGGCGGUGACAUGUGCACCGGUGCUUCACCUACCCGAUUUUGAUCGCCCUUUUAUCCUUACCACCGAUGCGUCAGACUUUGUUGUAGGAGCAGUGCUUUCUCAGGUCUUCCCCUCCUCUCCUGAUUCCUCUCAUCCUCGUAUCCCUCGCUUCCCACCACCUACCCCUACCACUGCUUCCCGACUGACGCCUACUCGUCCAGCUACUGACGAACCCUCCAUCGACUAUUCUCCUACCAUCGCCGAGGACGACACUGUCAAGUCUCGCUCAGGUGAUUGUCUGAUAGCCUUCUACUCCCGUCAGCUCCUGCUUGCCGAGAUAAACUACACUGCUGAUGAACGUGAGGUUCUCGCAGUAGUUUAUGCCGCUCGGCACUGGCGGCACUACUUGCACGGGGCACCAUUCACGGUGCGCACGGACAACUCUGUUGUCCAGGCUUUUCUGACUAAGCCGAAGCUCACUCCUCGACAGACUCGCUGGUGGCGCGACCUAUCCGAGUUUAGUUAUCGUGGACGUCAUCGGCAGCUUCAUAGACUUCAUCACGAUCAGCUCUGCCUACUUCAGACGUCGCCACUCUCUUACCACUCUACCCUGUACAGUACCCUGUUUGUGUCGCAUGAUGGUCUCCCUUUAGCCGGGUUCCUCUGAGUUGGGCUCUCCCUUGGUAUACGCAUAGGCAUCGGGACCGUA
This is a messenger RNA of Chara braunii, 1749 nucleotides long. The record is from the annotation of a GenBank genome assembly. NCBI's taxonomy places the organism in Eukaryota, Viridiplantae, Streptophyta, Charophyceae, Charales, Characeae.